GGUUUCUGGGCUGGACCAAUCUUUGAGACGAGCAUGGCCAAGGCAGCGCUCCUCCGCAGCGCGCUCUGCUUGACGACGGCCAAGCCGCGACCGAGCCCGACGCUCUUCAUGUUCCCGGGCUUGAAGGCGCAGCCCUUCCAUGAAGCCAAGGACUUUCCGUGGACGCAGUCGUUCACGGACAACCUCGACACGAUCCGCGAAGAGUACGUCGCGUUGCGCCAUGCGCAGAAGGAGAGCGACUACGUCCUUGCAGGCCAAGAGCACGCGCUCCACCAAGGCCAGUGGGACUGGUUCAGCUACGUGACCAAGGGCAAGAAGGUCGACCUCUUUGAGACGCACUGCCCGACGACGACGCGCCUUCUGAACGCGAUUCCGGGCUUCAUGACCGGGCUUCCGUUUGCGUACGCGUUCUUCUCGACAUUGCAGCCGCAGAGCGCGAUCAAGGCGCACUCGGCGCCCUGCAACAUCCGGCUCCGCUGCCACUUUCCGCUCUUUGUCCCGCCCAACUGUGGUAUCCGCGUCGCGGACGAGACGAAGGAGUGGAAGGAAGGCGAGUGCAUGGUCUUUGACGAUGCGUACGACCACGAGGUGUGGCACGACGGCCAAAAGGGCGAGCGCGUUGUGCUGCUCUUUGACCUCUGGCACCCCGACUUGGUGCCGGGCGAGAAGGACGCGCUCAUCAACAUGUUUGCCGACGCGACCGACAAGGGCUGGCUCUCCAAGUAGUCCAAGCUGGCCGGAUUGUCGUCCGCUCCAGCGCAAUCACGACAUGUGGCAUAAGAAUACUAGCAUUAAGAAAUGAGCGUGCACGAACGAACGAA
Saprolegnia parasitica CBS 223.65 is the source of this 821-nucleotide messenger RNA. RefSeq lists its product as hypothetical. The record is from RefSeq and is a predicted model, not a curated record. The coding region runs from base 34 to 726 and encodes 230 amino acids. NCBI's taxonomy places the organism in Eukaryota, Oomycota, Saprolegniomycetes, Saprolegniales, Saprolegniaceae. The transcript is spliced from 4 exons.